Messenger RNA from Oldenlandia corymbosa var. corymbosa, 1656 nucleotides. NCBI's taxonomy places the organism in Eukaryota, Viridiplantae, Streptophyta, Magnoliopsida, Gentianales, Rubiaceae. The record is from the annotation of a GenBank genome assembly.
AUGGCAAACCCGAAAUUGUUAGCCCUCUCUAAAACCAUCCUCCGCCGGCGGGCUAGCCGUCCAGUUUACCGUUAUCACUGCAUAUCAACUCAAUCUCCUCGUCAAUUUCAGCAUCAAAACCAUUUCUUCCGCUCAACCUACUCGCCGGCGGCGUCGGAUUUUCAGGCUCGGUAUGCCCUACCUUAUAGUUUCCUCGCUAGUCGUUCAUUUUCGUCAAGCCAGUCGGAGGAGCUCGUAUCCUUGCCUAUAGACUUCGCCGCAACAGUUGGCGCUGGAGUUGAUGCUGUAAACGAGGAGUCCAUUCUUCCAGUGCAAGCCCUGACUUACUUGCUAGAUGGAUUUCACGAUAUCACUGGCUUCCCUUGGUGGCUAGUUAUUGCAUCUUCCACAUUGGCGCUUAGGCUCACGUUAUUUCCCUUCGUUGUGCUACAACUUCGCAAGCUGAAAAGGAUCGGAGAACUUUUUCCUAAAUUGCCUCCUCCAUUGCCACCGCCCUUCUCAGGAAGGAGUUUCAAGGAUCAAUUUGCGCUUUUCCGGAAAGAGAAGAAUGCUGUAGGUUGUCCGUCAUUUUUUUGGUUCAUUGCAUCAUUUGCCGUCCAGGUUCCGUUGUUCCUCUUAUGGGUUACAUCUAUUCGGAGAAUGUCACUGGACUGUCACCCUGGUUUUGAUUGUGGUGGCAUCUUCUGGUUCCAGAACUUGACUGAAUAUCCUACUGGUGCUUUAGGCCCCAUAUUUCCUUUACUGAUUGCUGGAUUGCAUUACGUUAAUGUCCAGAUCUCAUUUCGAAAAUCAUCUCUUGGAAAAGUUUCUGGCGUUUUUGCAAUGUUAGCCAAGUAUUAUAGGAUGUAUUUGGAAGUUUUGACGAUUCCAAUGUUGUUCAUAACUUUUAAUAUCCCUCAGGGUGCCUUAAUAUAUUGGCUUACAAACAGUUCACUAAGUGUCUGUCAGCAAUUAUUGCUUCAACAUCCAGAUGUUCGUGAGAGGUUGGGUUUGCCUAAUAAAGCUUCUGUGGAAGAAGUAGAACAUAAUGCAAUAGAGAAAGUUGGUAUUAAGGAAACAACUCAAUCUGGAGGGCAGCGUAGAGUUUCGGCUCGUGAAUUAUCGCCAAAAGAAUUGGUCGCUCUUUCAGUAACAUUAUUAGCGAAGGGGCAGCUAGACAGGGUCGUUGAAAUUUUAAGACUUGCUCUUGAGAAGGAUCCAGAAUGCGUAAGAGCAAUGCUUCUUAUGGGGCAGAUAUUCAUGCAAAAGAACCUAUUAUCCGAAGCUACUGAGUACUUGGAGCUUGCUGUUUCACAGCUUCUCAAAGCUGGACUUCCCUCAGAUGUUGAAGAUGUUGAUCUCUUAAUUCUUUCAUCCACAUGGGCAGGUAGUGUAUACAUGCGACAGGGGAAGAAAGAUGAGGGCAUCGUUCACCUAGAAAGAUUAGCUUCUCUUCAGGAGCCCGAAGACUCAAAGAGCAAGUCUCAUUACUAUGAUGGGCUAUUACUGCUAUCUAGUGCUUUAUCUACUGUUGGUCGCAAAGACGAAGCUAUACAGCAAUUACGCAGAGCUGUUGCUUAUGAUCCUGAUCGUUACCAGCAAUUUCUUGAUCAGUAUGAGAAUGAGGAGGAUGAUAUUACUAGUGACCUUGUCAGCAGUCGGCGGACCGAUUCUUGA